Messenger RNA from Mus pahari (shrew mouse), 3328 nucleotides. It is a transcript of the gene Gimap8, whose product is annotated as GTPase, IMAP family member 8. Bases 762 to 2828 code for a protein of 688 amino acids. Gene Ontology annotation, molecular function: GTP binding. Gene Ontology annotation, cellular component: endoplasmic reticulum. NCBI's taxonomy places the organism in Eukaryota, Metazoa, Chordata, Mammalia, Rodentia, Muridae. The transcript has 6 exons. The record is from RefSeq and is a predicted model, not a curated record.
GUUUGCUUUUCUGUUGCUGUGAUAAACAUCAAGACCAAAAGCAAUUUGAGAAGGAAAAGGUUGAUUUCAGUUUACAAGUAAUGAUCUGCAGGAGAGAAGCCAGGGCGGGAGCUCCAGGCGGGACCUGGAGACAGGAGCUAAGGCCGAGACCAUGGAGGAGACAGGAGCUAAAGCCGAGACCAUGGAGGAGACAGGAGCUAAUGCCGAGACCGUGGAGGAGACAGGAGUUACAGCCGAGACCGUGGAGGAGACAGGAGCUACAGCCGAGACCGUGGAGGAGACAGGAGCUACAGCCCAGACCGUGGAGGAGUGCUGCUACCUUCCCCUCUGGCUUGCUCAGCUGCCUUUCUUACACAGCUCAGGCCACCUGCGGGGGGAUGACACAGGCCACCAUGAGGAACUAAUAUAAACCAGCAGUUAAGAAAAUGCCUCUCAGGCAUGGCCGAUGGCCAGUCUGUUAUGGGCAAUCAUUCAGUUGUGGUUUUCUCUACCCAGAUGACUCUAGAUCUGUGUCAUGUUCAUAGCUGAAGCUUACUAGGACAAGACCCAAGUUGGCCUUUCUGUUACCAUCUUCUGUAUGCAGCAGUGUGGAUGACUGCGCUCCCACAGCCACAUGGUGGCACCCCAGGGCAUCUCCAGAAGACCUAUGCCUUUGUGUUCACACCGGCCCCUCCCUAAGCCCCUUUCGUGUUCAUCCUGUGUACUCUGAGCUCCUUCUCCGGCUCUACUGAUCAUUUGCUUCCACUGACCUGAAGGCAGAGAUGGCAACUUCAUCCCACCAAGGACCAGCUGCAGGAAGCCAGGCAGAGCACAGAAGCUGUGAAGCAUCAGUAGGACAGGAGGAAAGACUGAGUGCCUGCCAGGAUCAGGAGGGCAACUUCAAGCAGAACCAAGGAACAUCCACACUGCGGCUCCUCCUGCUAGGGAAACAGGGCGCAGGCAAAAGUGCCACAGGAAACACCAUUCUGGGCAAAGCCGUGUUCCAGUCCACAUUCAGCAAUCACAUGGUAACCAACAGGUGCCAGAGCGAGAGUGUGUCAGUAAGAGGGAGGCAGGUCAUUGUCAUCGAUACCCCAGAUCUUUUCUCCUCACUGAGCUGUCCUGAAGUUAGGUCGCAGAACCUGCAGCAGUGCGUAGGGCUCUUAGCUGACGAUCUCUGCGUGCUGCUCCUGGUCACUCCCAUUGGCCACUAUACAGAGGAGGACAGGGAGACCAUUGAGGGCAUCCAGGGUAAAUUUGGCCCUAAAGCCUACAGACGCAUGAUUGUGGUCUUCACUCGGGAAGAUGAGCUGGGUGAAGACUCGCUGCGGAACUACAUCGAGAGCGAGAAGUCUCUGAAGGAGUUGAUUAAAAACAUUGGAAGUCGACGAUGUUGUACUUUCAACAACAAGGCAGACAAGAAGCAGCGGGAACUGCAGGUGUUCAAGCUUCUUGAUGCAAUUGAACUUUUGAUGAUGGAAAGUCCUGGGACAUGUUUUGAGCCCUUGAAAAUGGAAAGCAGUGGAGUCCAGGAGUGUGGGAAUGGAGUGACAUAUGAAGGAGACACUCUGUGUGGUUCAAAGAAGAGGCAGCCUCAGAUCGCAGGACCUGAUUGUGAUCCAGAAAUGCCAGAGCUGAGGGUCCUUCUGAUGGGGAAGCGUGGUGUUGGGAAAAGUGCAGCAGGAAACAGUAUUCUGGGGAAGCGGUUCUUUAAGACGCAGUUCAGUGAGAAGCAGCGGGUCACCGAGGCCUUUGCAUCCCACAGCAGGGUCUGGCAAGGGAAGAGAGUUCUGAUUAUCGAUUCUCCAGAGAUCUCAUCGUGGAAGCUUAAUGAGUCUGGUGUCAAGAAUCACACCUUUCCAGGUCCCCAUGCCUUUCUGCUGGUGACACCACUGGGUUCUUCUUUAAAGAGUGACGACGAUGUGUUCAGCAUCAUCAAACGUAUUUUUGGAGAAAAAUUUGCCAAGUUCACAAUUGUUCUCUUUACCAGGAGAGAAGAUUUUGAGGAUCAGGCUCUCGAUACAGUUAUAAAGGAAAACGAUGCUCUCUCUAAUCUCACCCAGAAAUUUGGAGAAAGAUACACAAUCUUCAACUACCGGGCAUCUGUGGAGGAGGAGCAGAGCCAGGUGGGCAAGCUACUGAGCCAAAUCGAGAGGAUGGUGCAGUGCCACAGCAACAAGCCUUGCGUCAUCAGAGAGAAAGAACUUUUAAACAUCAUCCUCUUGGGAAGGAGUGGCUCUGGAAAGAGUGCAACUGGGAACACUAUCCUGGGGAAACCUGCCUUCUUCUCCCAGCUCAGAGCUCAGCCGGUCACCAGAAGCAGCCAGAGUGGCAAGAGGACACUGGACUGGCAGGAUGUUGUGGUUGUGGACACUCCAUCAUUCAUCCAGACUCCUGGCACUGAAAAGGAUCCUUUCAGGUUGAAGGAGGAGAUCAAUCACUGCUUGAGUCUCUGUGAAGAAGGCAUGAAGAUUUUUGUCCUGGUACUCCAGUUGGGACGGUUCACCCAGGAAGAUGAGGCCGUGGUGGAGCAACUGGAGGCCAGUUUUGAGGAAAACAUUAUGAAAUAUAUGAUUGUGCUGUUUACACGGAAGGAAGACCUAGGGGAUGGGAACCUUCAUGAUUAUACUAACAACACAAAGAACAAAGCCCUUAAAAGAAUACUUAAGAAGUGCAAUGGGCGAGUUUGUGCUUUUAAUAACAAAGAAACUGGUGAAGACCAGGAGACCCAGGUGAAAGGUCUGUUGAAAAUAGCUAAUGGUCUCAAAAAGAACUAUGAUGAGCAUUCAAAUUCAUGGAUGGAUCAAUUAAAAUCAACAUUAGGCCAAAUUACUAUGGCAUUUAAAUGAGCUCAAGUGAGUAGCUUUAAGGCCUGGGGAUAGGUUAGGGAUGCCAUCAGCCAGAAGAGGGGGUAGAUGAGGAGGGGGAAGGACUAGUGGGGUGGAUCCUCUCAAAGAAGGUUCAUGACUUUGAAGGCUGAGGGAUAAAUGCAUCUCAUGAUGGAUGUAGAUAUUUGGGUAAAUAAAUUGUCAAGUUAGGCCAGGCAGAAGGGAAUUAGAAGACAAAGAGGAUAUGGAAGAGAAAAUGUUUUUCUUUUCCUUUGAUUUAAGUUUUAUUGCAUUAUGAUGAAAAAAGAUACAUAAUUUCAAUAUAUCUGAAUUUGUUAACACUUAAAAACAUAAUUUGAGUUACACAUAAACUCAAGUUAUGUUAAACGUAAUAGACUUACAUCACAUUCUUCCUUCCUUUUUUUACCCCAACUUCUCCUGAGAGCCCUCCCCACUUCAAAACCUGCAAUAUAUUUCAUCUUUCAUCAUAUUCUUUAAAAUUUNUAAAAUAUUGUAACAAA